AUGGAGACUUUUCUAUUCACAUCUGAGUCUGUGAACGAAGGACACCCAGACAAGCUUUGCGACCAGAUCUCUGAUGCAGUCCUCGAUGCCUGCCUUGAGCAAGACCCAGACAGCAAAGUUGCUUGUGAGACAUGCACCAAGACCAACAUGGUCAUGGUUUUCGGUGAGAUCACCACCAAGGCCACGGUUGACUACGAGAAGAUUGUUCGUGACACUUGCCGUGCUAUUGGUUUCAUCUCUGAUGAUGUUGGUCUCGAUGCUGACAAAUGCAAAGUCCUUGUCAACAUUGAACAACAGAGUCCAGACAUUGCUCAAGGUGUUCAUGGUCACUUCACCAAACGUCCUGAAGAGAUUGGAGCUGGUGACCAAGGACACAUGUUUGGUUACGCAACAGACGAAACCCCUGAGCUCAUGCCGUUGAGCCAUGUCCUUGCAACCAAGAUCGGUGCUCGUCUCACAGAAGUCAGAAAGAACGGUACCUGCCGUUGGUUAAGACCAGAUGGUAAAACCCAAGUCACUGUUGAGUACUACAACGAUAACGGCGCAAUGGUACCAGUCCGUGUCCACACCGUCCUUAUCUCAACCCAGCACGAUGAAACCGUGACCAACGACGAAAUCGCACGUGACCUCAAGGAACAUGUGAUCAAACCAAUCAUCCCAGAGAAAUACCUUGACGACAAAACAAUCUUCCAUCUCAACCCAUCAGGCAGGUUUGUGAUCGGUGGACCACACGGUGACGCUGGUUUAACCGGGCGUAAGAUCAUCAUCGACACAUACGGUGGAUGGGGAGCUCACGGAGGAGGUGCUUUCUCAGGGAAAGACCCAACCAAAGUGGACAGAAGCGGAGCAUACAUCGUUAGGCAAGCCGCGAAGAGCGUAGUGGCAAACGGAAUGGCUCGUAGGGCUCUUGUUCAGGUCUCGUACGCCAUUGGAGUCCCCGAGCCAUUGUCGGUGUUCGUGGAAACUUACGGAACAGGACUGAUUCCGGACAAGGAGAUAUUAAAGAUCGUGAAGGAGAGCUUCGAUUUCAGACCGGGAAUGAUGACGAUUAACUUGGAUUUGAAGAGAGGAGGAAAUGGAAGGUUUUUGAAAACGGCGGCGUAUGGACAUUUCGGAAGAGACGACCCUGAUUUCACUUGGGAGGUUGUCAAGCCACUCAAGUGGGACAAACCUCAAGCUUAA
This is a messenger RNA of Arabis nemorensis, 1182 nucleotides long. The record is from the annotation of a GenBank genome assembly. Lineage: Eukaryota; Viridiplantae; Streptophyta; Magnoliopsida; Brassicales; Brassicaceae.